This is a messenger RNA of Exophiala viscosa, 1923 nucleotides long. Its product is annotated as fungal-specific transcription factor domain-containing protein. The transcript is spliced from 3 exons. Gene Ontology annotation, cellular component: nucleus. Gene Ontology annotation, molecular function: DNA-binding transcription factor activity, RNA polymerase II-specific; transcription cis-regulatory region binding; zinc ion binding. NCBI's taxonomy places the organism in Eukaryota, Fungi, Ascomycota, Eurotiomycetes, Chaetothyriales, Herpotrichiellaceae. The record is from RefSeq and is a predicted model, not a curated record. Gene Ontology annotation, biological process: positive regulation of transcription by RNA polymerase II. Bases 137 to 1813 code for a protein of 558 amino acids.
UCUCAUCCAAUUGUCAAAGUCGUCCUCAUAAUCUCAAUACCUUUGACGUUCUUAAUAUCCAAGCGUCUCGGAAUCUGAAACCCACGAGGAGAGCCUUACCAGGUCAUGCUAGACCUACGGCAAUUUUACAGAAAAGAUGCACAGCGAUAACGAGACUCCGAUAAGGCGGAGAAGAACGGGGUGUCUGACUUGCCGACGCAGGAAGAAGAGGUGCGAUGAAGGCAAGCCAGAAUGUAGAACUUGUGUGAGACUUGGCUAUGUCUGCGAAGGCUACCCAAAGCCCGUACGUUAUGAAGCACGGUCCACAACUGCAACACCUGCACCUCCGGCGCGGACGCCGGCAGUAUCGCAGAGCCAGCGGCCGACCAUCGAGCUCCAAGGGGAUAUUUCAUGGGCAGACGAGACAAUCGUUCCAUAUCGAACAAACAUUGAAAACCAGGGCGCUCCCACGGACACGUGGUUAGGUCUGGACGACGUUCCGACGGCUGAUUACUUUCAACUCGAUUGGGAUGCAUUGAACUCCAGUCUCACCGAAGCCGAGAUGGAGCAUAUGCUUUCGACUCCAAAAUCUGACGGCCUGCCUCGUGCAGCCGCUGUGCCAGAGGAGCAAUACCAGAUGCACAAAGCUCAACCACCCAGCUCAAUUCCACAGAGCCUGCCAAACCUGAUUGACGGUCUAGAGUCGCCUAUACGACGACAAUUGUUUACACAUUUUACCAAAGUCACAUCAUUGGUACUGACCACCUCGAGUGGCGAAGAGAACCCCUUUCUGACCACAGUGGUCCCACGAAGUCUUCACGACUCCAUGAUUCGGGAGGCAAUUCUCUGCGUGGCAGCCUCGCACCUUACCAACCUGACUGGAAAGGUCGACCUUGUGGUAACAUCCGAAAAGAAAACGACCUUGGAAACUGCUGAGACAGAACAAGUGGCACGCCUUGCCGCUCUGAAAAAGCCAGUUGCACUGCAGAAAGAGUCGGAUCGAGAGGCUAUUCUUAUAAGUGCACUCUUACUGUGUCUUUACGAGAUUUCCGAAGGUACAGGGGAUGUAUGCUGGCGGAUCAGGCUUGAUACUGCUCGAUCUUUGGUUCAGUCCACCGAUUCCAGGAAUACAAGCAAUCCUUCCAUCAGCCAGUUUUCACUGGAGUACUACAUGUACCAUGAUGUGCUGGCCCGAGCAACAGACCCAUUUCAACAGACCAUCUUCGAACCAUCCUCCGACACAAUUAGCCCGUCGAUGCACACAUCUAAUUCUCACAUGAUUGGUGUCUACGACGGUCUCCUUCGGAUGGUCGCCAAAGUCUCGGCACUGCAGAACAAAGUCACCGAGGUUGGACGGAUCGACGGGAUGCUUAUCUGCGAGGCCAUGGACUUGUGGACCGAAUUGGAACGAUGGCAGCCGAAGAUCUCAUCCACCGAAGACCCGAGGCAAUUACGUCUGGUAUGCUCGGCUUACGUCUCUGCGCUAUCUGUAUGGCUCUACGCGAUUGUGCAUCCAGCCAGCCUGACCGAUGCGAAGGUUCAAGGAGUAGUGCGAGACGGCUUAACCUACCUACAGCAAAUCAGCUACACAAGUAGCAUGGCGGUACUCUUGUUCCCGACUUUCGUGCUAGGUUUUGCCUGCGUCAAGAGAGAGGAACGCGACGAGAUAUUGUCGCAUUUUCAGACGCUCAUCAAAUUCAGUGCCAUGGGCAAUGUUCGUCUAGCUCGUGAUGUCCUGCAGCGCUGGUGGUCUGAUUACGACAGUGGGAAGACCGAGCAAUGGAACUGGAAACAACAGAUGGACUUAUAUGGCAUCAGUCUGCCUUUGACUUGAUUCAACUUUUCCACGGGCAUUCCCAUGUGUCACCAAUCCGCAGAUCCAGAGUGGAUGUUGUCGGCAUCGGAGCCUUGGGCAACUCUCCUUUGUCACUGCAUUCAAGCUUG